CGGGACUGAGCAGGCACCUGCCGCUCGCACCCUGGAUGCCCUGAACCUUCACCGCGCUUUCCAAGAGACAAUUUCCGGCUUGGUUCCUGAGGUUCCCGCCGCAGCCCCAAGGAAGAAAGCAGCUAUUCUUCUCUCUUUUUCAGCACUCCAGGCCUUUCCCGGCAGGGCCCAAAACGACAGGAGAAGAGCCUCACCUGGCUUGGCCUUUCUAGCCGCGGGCUGGAGGGAUUCGGCCUGAGAAUAGAUUGGUCGGUUUCCCGGGACCCACCCGUCGCAGGCCCUUAGAAUUAGGCUGCUGCUUUUCUUUAAAGAGAGUUUAGAACACUCAGUCUGCUUAAGUAGGCGUUCCUUUGCUCACUUUCCAGGCGAAGAGUCACCCCUACUCAGAGGCUGCGCGUGAAGGUAGGGGCCAUGACAAAGUCCACCGAGCUACGGCAUCCUCUGAGCGUCGGCCUGUGAACAAAGAACUGCUGUUUCCUCCCUUUUGCCGUUUGUUCGUCAUGCAGAACUUAAAUUCCUGAUGAAGCUCUGGAGGCCCUUUGUAUCCUCAACAUCAGACGUCAUCAAGGAAAAUUUCAAUUAGAAGAUUUAGUUCACCAUCCUGAGAAAGAAGGAAUUGAACUGCUUGCCUUGACAGAAGAACAACUCUUGUUUUGUCUGGGACUUGUUACAGCAAAGACAGGCUGAUGACUGCUUCCAGAAAUCUAGAAGAGUUGUCAGCAAAGCACGUGGAAGAAAUUAAAGACGUGGAAAACUAUGCAAACCAUCUCUGUGACUUACCAGAGGAAAAAGAAGCAUUUUCUCAUAGUUAUGAAAGGGAAAACAAACAGCCUAGACAUGAGUUUAAAGAGCUCCAACUCAAACCAGAAGUGCAAAGGAAGGAAGUUGAAAUGUAUCAAGAAGCCUUGUCUACAGUGGCUCUGAGCAGCCCCCGUGAACAGAUCACACACUUAAUCAUGGAAAGAAGUACACUCUUGAGAAAACUGGAACUUGGGAACCCCAAGCCAGAACCACAAAGAUGUCUGAGCCAUAACCUGCAGAAAGGCUUUCCCCAGGAGAAACUUGAACAAACCCACCAGCCUCUGCAAAAGGAACAUCAGAAACAUCAAGGACCUGUGCAUCAGUCUAAAAAAAGUCUGAGUGAGUCCCAUAAUGAAGAUCCAGAAAAAGAUAAAACACCACAAAACUGCAGAGAGAGAGAUUUGGAGCAAGUAGCAUGGAAGCUAGAGAUGGCCCAUGAAGAGAUCCGAAGACUCACUGUUGAACUGCAAGGGAAGGAGAAGGUACAGAGUAAAUUAGAUUCUGCACUUGAGAAGGCUCAACUAGAAAUUGAGAAAUUGAAAGAAAAUUUGAUAAAGCUGAAAGAAAAUGACUCAAUUGACCUACAGAAAGCAAAGGAACAUAAUCAGAGACUGGAUGAGGAAAUUCUGGCUCUAAGAAAUCGGGUUCGAUCACUUGACUCAGAAAAAAAAGUACUUGGAGAAGAGGUUGAACGACUUAAAAAAGGAACGUGUGACUCUCAGCAGAAUAAGCAUCUUGGAAACCACUGUCCUGGAAAAGCUGUGGGUGCUGAACAGAAAGUAGAGUAUCCAUCAUUUGGAGAAAAACUGAAAUACCAGCAAGAGGAGGUACAACAACUUCACCAGAAUUUGCACCGGCUCCAAACUCUAUGCAGCUCAGCAGAAAAAGAGCUUCGAUAUGAGCGAGGAAAGAACUCUGACUUAAAGCAACAUAAUAGCUUACUUCAGGAAGAAAGCAUUAAGAUCAAAAUUGAACUCAAGCAGGCCCAGGAAAAGUUAUUAGACAGCUCAAAGAUGUGCUGUUCGCUCACGGCUGAGUGGAAGCACUGUCAGCAGAAAAUCAGGGAACUGGAGCUGGAAGUACUUAAACAGGCUCAGAGCAUUAAAUCACAGAACAACCUACAGGAAAUGCUGGCUCAGGAGAAAUCUAAAGUUGCUGAUGCAGAGGACAAGAUUUUGGAUCUGCAGGAGAAGUUAGAACAUGCUCAUAAAGUCAAUCUGACAGACGCUUGUAUUUUGGAGAAGAAGCAAUUAGAGGAAAGGAUAAAAGAAGCAAUAGAAAAUGAAGCUAAAAUAAAGCAACAGUAUCAGGAAGAACAACAGAAGAGGAAACUCCUAGAUCAGCAUAUGAAUGAGCUACAGAAGCAAGUGAAAAUCUUACAGGAAAAAGAGAGUCUACUGGAGAUGACCAGUUCUCAGCAACAAAUCAAACUUCAGCAACAAAAGGCCCAACUUAAAGAACUGGAAAAUGAAAAAAAAAAAUCUGAUGAGCAUCUCAAGAGCAACCAGGAAUUGUCAAAGAAGCUGUCUGUGUUGCAGCAGGAGAAGGAAGCUCUAUGUGAAGAAAAUGAGCAGCUUUUGAAGCAGUUUGACCUCUAUGUGAGAAACUAUAAUCAGAAAUAUCAGUACUACAAAGUCAAGCUGCACAGAGUCAAGGAUCGUUUAGUUGAUGAAGUAGAACUCCGAGAUGAGAGAAUCAAACAACUCGAAAAUGAGGUUGGAGCCCUGCGGCAGCAAAUGGAAAAGGAAAAGGCAUUCCAGCACCAAAUCACCACCCAAAAUGAUAUCCUGCUCCUAGAAAAAAGGAAACUUCUGGAGCAGGUCACAGAACAAGAAACAUUGAUUAACAGCAACAAGUGGAUGAUAUCUUCUGUCCAGAGCAGAGUACUUGUCCUGGAUGAAGAAAAUAAGCAGCUACAGAAAAACAGUCUCCAGCUCACACAAGAGGUUGAUCUCCUAGAGCAUAUCAUAAAGAGCAUCCAGAUCCACAGAGGGGAGGAAACAACAGUUUGUGACAUCCGUGAAUCUGAAGUAUUGAAUAAAAUCAUGUACUUACCAAACUCCAGUUUUUCAGGAAUGGGCUCAGUAGAGUCCGCUGAAAGUCUUCAAGAGACUGAAGAACAGAGGUUAGAAGAAACAGUGGCAGACCCCAAGUCCCUCAAGUCCCUUUCGUGUUCACAGAAUUCUGGAGCUGGAUACAUAAACAUGGCUUCUCUGAAAGAAACACAUCUCAUUCAAAAGUAAGACGAAGUCAGAUCUAGAAAAUCAUCGGUGUCUAAAAUAGACUGAUCAAAGCUACUAACCUGAAGCUUGGGUAUGCAGGUGGAACAUGACAUGGAGAAGAGUUCAGGCAGAUCCUCACUGGACAUCAACCAGGAAUCUUCAAAAUUGUUGACAAAUUCAUUAAACCUGUUCUACAAAUGGAUUUCUCAAGUUUUUUUCAUAUCCUCUAAUGCCUUGUAUUGAUCAAUGUCAUGACAUAAAUUCAGUGGUUUAAUAAGAUUGUUGUUCAGCAGAGCACAUAUACGGCUAAUUCAGCAUUCUAUCUAUUCUUAUUAUCAUGGGUAUUAUUUUUUAAUUUAAAACAAAAAAAUAAUGUAAUCACCUUAAAGCAAAUAUUUGAGAAAGAAGAAAAACCUAUAAAGCCCACAUUUUUGACACAACUACUUUCAUUUAUCCUUUCCUGGUUCUUAUUCAAAUGUAUAUAUUUUAAAUGAUUAUACUGUAUAUUCAUUUUCAGUCUGAUUUUAAAUUUAAUAUAUCAUAAAACA
Dama dama (fallow deer) is the source of this 3571-nucleotide messenger RNA. RefSeq names its product coiled-coil domain containing 30 (gene CCDC30). The transcript has 19 exons. NCBI's taxonomy places the organism in Eukaryota, Metazoa, Chordata, Mammalia, Artiodactyla, Cervidae. The record is from RefSeq and is a predicted model, not a curated record. Bases 687 to 3044 code for a protein of 785 amino acids.